CGAAGGGGACAACUGGCUGGGUUGCAUUCCUCUAAUAAUACUUAUCUAACACUCUCCCCGGAUCACAGCCAUCCAUUUACCCUCAAUCGCAAUCCCUCAGGGAAGCUCCACCACAAUGCCCAAAGCCGGCGUGAAGCAAAAGACCCGCCAAAGGGUGAAAACGGCCGCGCGCUCGCCCUUCGAACCGGGCCAGCCGAUUCGCAAUGACGACGACAUCGACAUGGACGAUGAAACCAGCUCCGAUGAGUCGGAUGUGCCUGAGAAGGAUGACGCCGAGAGGAAGCUCGAGGCCAUGCUCUUCGGCGACGACGAGGGAUUUCUUGGCGCCCUGAAAAACCAGAAUGAGCGCAGUUUGGUGCUGGCGGAUAACAGCGACGAGGGGUCUGCGGACGAGGACGAUGAGAAUGAGGAGGACGCGCGCGACUUGGCGGAAUUGGAUGAUGCUGAUCUUUUCUUCCUUGAUUCGGGUGCUGGACCGGUUUCUACGGAACUUACUGAGGCGCCGGCGACGCCGUCUGAUGAGGAGGGAAGCGAUGAGGAGGCCGGUAUGCCGGCGCUGUGGCAUGAUAGCGAUGAUGAGCGCAUUUCGAUCUCGUUGGCGAGCCACCAGCGCCUGCGGAAGCUGCGCGUCGCUGAGUCGGAGGAUGUUAUCAGUGGCAAGGAGUAUAUCCGGCGACUUCGCAGACAGUUUGUGCAGUUGAACCCGAUGCCGGCUUGGGCGGACCCGGAGAAGAACCAGCCGAAGAACGACUCCGAUGCAGAGGCAAUGGAUACCGAUGAUGAGGAGGCGUCGUCCACACAGCCCCUGGCUAAGCUGCUCCAGAGCGCUACCGACCUCGUCAAGCUAGAGGACAAGACGGCACCAGGUGGCCGCAGAAAGCUGCGCCAGGAGGUUGUGGAUAUCCAUCGCCUCAAGGAUGUCGGCAAAGACCAGCCGUCAUCGGUCGACUCGCUCAUGUUCCACCCUCACUACCCGCUGCUGCUCUCCUCCGGACCUGCAGCCACGCUCUUCCUCCACCACAUCUCCCCCUCCUCCCCGGCUCCUAACCCUCUUCUCACCUCGUUCCACAUCCGCAACACCCCCAUCCACAGCUCGGCCUUCCACCUCCCCACAGGUAGCCGCAUCUUCGCAUCCGGCCGUCGGCGCUACUUCCACAUCUGGGACCUGGAGACCGGCAAGGUGGACAAGGUCAACGGCACCGCCGACCGCAAGGAGGAGCAGAAGUCCAUGGAGCGCUUCAAGCUGUCGCCCUGCGGCCGCUACGUCGGUCUGGUCGGCUCGUCCCGCAAGGGCGGUGGUCUGAUCAACGUCUUGGACGCCGGCACAGCGCAAUGGAUUGCCCAGGUGCGGGUGGACGGCCGCGGCGGAGUCGCCGAUUUCGCCUGGUGGGGCGACGGCGAGGGUAUGACGGUGGCCAGCAAGAACGGUGAGGUCUCGGAAUGGGACGGCCGCCUGAACCGGGUGGUCGCUCGCUGGAUGGACGCAGGUGCCGUUGGCACGACGGUGCUCAGUCUGGGUGGCCGGUCCGGCCGCACCCAACUGGGUGGUGACCGCUGGGUAGCCAUCGGCAGUUCCAGCGGCGUGGUCAACGUCUACGACCGUCGCGAAUGGGCGGCAGCCUACGCCACGGACCCCGAGCAGGCCAUCCCGCGCAACCCGGAGCCAGUCCGGGCGCUGGACCAGCUCACCACGCCUAUCAGCCAUGUGGUAUUCUCUCCGGACGGACAGUUCUUCGUGAUGGCGAGUCGCUGGAAGCGUGAUGCAUUGAGAAUGGUUCACCUCCCCACCUGCACCGUCUACCGCAACUGGCCGACCUCCAACACGCCCCUGGGCCGCAUUUCCUCCGUGGCCAUCUCGCCCAACUCGGAGUACUUGUCGGUGGGCAAUGAACAGGGACGUAUCCGACUGUGGGAGAUCCGGGGGUGAUGAAGUGGUAGAUCCAUGCAUACAUACGGAGUACAUAUUACAUAUAUUAUAAAAGUUCAUAUUCGUGAUAGACAUGCCUACUCCUACUAACUCCGGAGUACUUACAGCACAUGUCAAAGCUACUACCGCCACGGAGGCCAAAGAGGAUACAUAUCCCUUCUAGCUACUGGUGGAGGGGGUGUAAGGAUGUCCCAACAGCAUAU
Molecule: messenger RNA, 2130 nt
Organism: Aspergillus ibericus CBS 121593
Lineage: Eukaryota; Fungi; Ascomycota; Eurotiomycetes; Eurotiales; Aspergillaceae
Product: WD40 repeat domain-containing protein
Exons: 4
Coding region: 116-1927 (603 amino acids)
Biological process (GO): rRNA processing
Cellular component (GO): Pwp2p-containing subcomplex of 90S preribosome; small-subunit processome
Molecular function (GO): protein binding
Source: RefSeq, a predicted model, not a curated record